This is a messenger RNA of Carassius auratus (goldfish), 1266 nucleotides long. RefSeq names its product GINS complex subunit 2 (gene gins2). Gene Ontology annotation, cellular component: GINS complex; nucleus. NCBI's taxonomy places the organism in Eukaryota, Metazoa, Chordata, Actinopteri, Cypriniformes, Cyprinidae. Gene Ontology annotation, biological process: double-strand break repair via break-induced replication; DNA replication. The record is from RefSeq and is a predicted model, not a curated record. Bases 597 to 1145 code for a protein of 182 amino acids. The transcript is spliced from 5 exons.
GAAGGAUACAUCUAUGCUGCCUUCAAAAAUCGGCCAGAUGAAGGCAUCUCAGGAGACAGGAAGUGAAGCUAACAUUGAAUUCGAACGUGCCGUGAUGCCUCACGUCCUUAGAAUGCGUCCUCCGAAGGCAGCAUUUUUCAGUUUUCGGAUGCAGCCAUCGCCCUCCGAAGGGCACUUCGGAGUGAAAACAAUCAUGAACAACCACAUUAAAGGUCGUUCCAAACCGAAGUGCUCAAAACUGGCCACUUCAAAGGGCCCAUCGGAAUGAUCCUUUGCGCAGAUUCUUUCAAUGAUGACGGCCCCUCCGUGUGGGCACGUGAUGAAUGACGCAGAAGGGCACUACUAGACACAAGUGGUUUGGUCCACUACAUCCUUCAACCCUUCGAGGCUUUCACUCCGGGGGGUAAUCCCUUUGAAGGGAUUAGAGCAUAGGGAUGAGCCCUUCUGAAUGGAACACAGAGGAAGAAGAAUGACCGUUAGAGGGCAGCUCCAACCAUAACUCGUUCCCUCAGUCAGAGCAGCUUUGGUUGCCUCCUCGUUUCUCUGACGUCAUAGACACACGUCCGAGAGACACGCGGGAAAACUGCCACAGCAGAAUGGAUCCAGCGGAGGUAGAGUUUCUCGCAGAGAAAGAGAUGGUAAAAAUUAUCCCGAAUUUCAGUCUCGACAAAAUCUAUUUGAUUGGGGGAGAUCUGGGUCCGUUUAACCCGGGUCUGCCAGUGGAAGUCCCCGUGUGGUUGGCCCUCAAUCUUAAACAGAGACAGAAAUGCAGGAUAGUUCCUCCAGAGUGGAUGGACACUGACAAACUAGAGGAUAUCCGUGAACAGGAGAGAAAACUAGACACUUUUACUCCUAUUCCGAGUCUGUACUACAUGGAGCUAACCAAAUUAUUACUCAACCAUGCUGCAGAUAACAUCCCCAAAGCCGAUGAGAUUCGAACCCUAGUGAAGGACAUCUGGGACACGCGUGUGGCCAAGCUAAGACUUUCUGCGGAUAGUUUCAUCAGCCAGCAGGAGGCUCACGCGCAGCUGGAUAAUCUCACGCUAAUGGAGAUCAACACCACACGCUCAUUUCUGCUGGACUCUCUGAACUACAUGUAUAAACUGCGCUCAAACCUGCAGCCGGGCAGAAGUCAGGACUACUGAGAAGUUCCCAAAUAAUGCAGAAAUUCUCUACCAGAUCGAGCUGUUAUUUUUCAGCCUUGAAAUGUUUUGACCAUUUUUAUUUGUGUUGUCUAAAUAAAUUUGUACACUUUUUUUUCACGUA